Molecule: messenger RNA, 1036 nt
Organism: Thecamonas trahens ATCC 50062
Lineage: Eukaryota; Apusomonadida; Apusomonadidae
Exons: 2
Coding region: 70-996 (308 amino acids)
Source: RefSeq, a predicted model, not a curated record
CUCGCAAGUUGCCAACGACAGCCAGCGUCACCAAAUCUAGCGCACAGAUAGUCAAGUUGGUGUUCCACCAUGAGUGGCUAUCAGCAACAUCAGCAGUCUGGAUACGCUCCGCCGCCGUUUGCGCCGCAGGCAUCGGCUGCUCCGCCACCAACCAAUCCGUACGCAGGCUCGAUGCCCGCGGCGACGCCAUCGCCAUCGCCGUCCCCGCCGCCGGGUAGUAUGGGUGGGUAUGGCGGAUCGCCUGCGCCUGUGCAUGCAGGAUAUGGUGCGCCUCCAGUGGGAGGAUAUGGAACACCGCCAGCGGUCGGAUAUGGGGCGCCGACGGCUGCGCCCGGGGCGAAUGUAGCGCGGGCGGGAGGUUACGGCGGGCAUGGAGUGCAGGGAGGCGGAUAUGGGGCGACCGGGCAGGCGGGGUACGGCAACCCGUAUGUGGCCCCGCAGUUGCAGGCCCGGGCGGCGCAAGGAGGAGGGCCGACGCCGGGCCAUGGCGGGUUUAUGGUGGAUCUGCUGAGCGCGCCAUGUGCCGAGCCGCUGACCUGCUGCUGCUCGAUGCCGUUUCCGUGCGUGGCGGCACACGACCAUCGACUGCGGCUGCUGGACCAUGACGUGUCGCGGUACAAGUGUUGUAACGACCGGUACUCGCGGUGCACUUCGUGUCUCGACGACUGUACGCGCGGCAACGAGGAAUGCUGCCUGUGGCUGGAGGCGAUCUGCUGCCACGAGUGCGCCAUCUACACAAACCGUGCGAUGAUCCAGGAGCGGUUUGGGGUGCGCGAUAGUGACUGCGACCAGUGCCUGCAGGGCUGCGUGGUGUUCUGCCAGUUCCUCGAGUGCCUGCUGCGGUGUGCGGGCCACGAGGACCCGAAUCUGCGCCAGCUUGUGGACCUCAUUGUCUGCGCCAUGUACUCGUGCAUGAACGCGCAGCACGAGCACGAGCUCAACGGGCGGCUGGGCCCAAGCAAGGCGCCGCCACUCCUGGGCGAGAUGGCGCGGUAGUAGACUUUUAGUGGAAGACAAUACAUGGCAGACUACGAGA